Messenger RNA from Exophiala bonariae, 1329 nucleotides. RefSeq lists its product as uncharacterized. The record is from RefSeq and is a predicted model, not a curated record. Gene Ontology annotation, molecular function: transcription coregulator activity; histone H4K16 acetyltransferase activity. Bases 1 to 1329 code for a protein of 442 amino acids. Gene Ontology annotation, cellular component: chromatin; MSL complex. The transcript has a single exon. Gene Ontology annotation, biological process: negative regulation of DNA-templated transcription; positive regulation of transcription by RNA polymerase II. Lineage: Eukaryota; Fungi; Ascomycota; Eurotiomycetes; Chaetothyriales; Herpotrichiellaceae.
AUGGCCGAAGGAGUAACAUCAGUGCUAGGCGAGGGAUCACCUCACCGCGCGAGAAGAGCAUCGCUCAAGAUCCUCAGCCGCAACAUCGGCAACGUAGUCCUGGGGAAUCUUCUAUUCGACACAUGGUACUACUCGCCGUAUCCCGAUAACAUCAUCUUGGGGCCGGACUACCACCCUUCAAAAUACAUGACGACGUCGGACCUGCGCAAUGGAAACGUGAGCACGCCACACGAUCUCAACAAAACUGAACCGUUGUGUCGUCGACUCCAUGUCUGUCCGUCGUGCUUCCGCUACACGCCGGACGAGCGUAGCUAUAUACAGCACCUGCACCAUCACCGGGCGAGACGCGAACAGGGCCUGGAAACCCAACCGGUGCCCGAGAGUGCAUUCAAAGUCUACGAAUCUGACGGCUACGCGGUGUGGGAGAUUGACGGCGACAAGGAGAAACUCUACUGUCAGAAUCUUUCGCUGUUUGGAAAGCUCUUCCUUGAUCAGAAGAGCGUCUUCUUCGAUACGGGAGGUUUCAAAUAUUACGUAUUGACUUACUCCUCACCAGAGCCUGUGGUCAGCGCACCCACCAAAGGUCGAGGUCGCAAGAGGAGUUCCUCGGUGCUCGACGAUGAUCUGAUCGAACGUUCUCAAGUGCUCGGAUUCUUCUCCAAGGAAAAUCUCUCAUGGGACUCGAACAACCUGGCGUGCAUCCUGAUCUUCCCGCCCUUUCAGCAUCGACAAUUGGGCCAGUUGCUCAUGUCUGUGUCCUACAAACUCAGUGGGUGGGAGUGGGAAGGAGGGGUGAUUGGGGGCCCAGAAAAACCUCUCAGUGCCAUGGGUCGCAAAAGCUAUCUGAGAUUCUGGUCCGAGCGGAUUGCUCGGUUCAUAAUGGGACAAACCGCCGACGCCGAUGGGCAAAGAGUGUUCCACAAGGCCAGAAAGAAAACCCUCCACCCGAGGAAAGAAGAAAUGUCCGUCAAGGAGAUUGGAGACCGGACGGGUAUGCUGGGGGAGGACGUUGUCGCUGCGUUGACUGAAAUGGGAAUUUGUGUUGUUCAAAUUCCCAAAAGGAAGAAAAAGCCAUCAAGCGAGAUCAACGGUCUUACGGCGGGGCAGGCAGAGGUGGAAAAUGAAGAACCCACCACAAUGGUCAUCCAGAGGAGCAAAGUAGUGGAGUGGGCGGAGAAGAAUGGCGUGGAGUUGACCAGUGUUGUGCGAGAGGAAGGUUUCCUUGGAGAGUGGGCACUGAGCGAUCUGGAGGAUUCGAGCAGCAAUGUCAGCGCGGAAGCAUCCAAAAUCAGCGAGAAUGAUAAGGAUGUGGUGCCGAACGACACCUAG